Molecule: messenger RNA, 501 nt
Organism: Rodentolepis nana
Lineage: Eukaryota; Metazoa; Platyhelminthes; Cestoda; Cyclophyllidea; Hymenolepididae
Source: the annotation of a GenBank genome assembly
AUGGCAGUGAAUAACGCGUAUUUGAAAUCAAUUUCUGGGAUAAUAAAACUUUCGAUCUGUAUUACUUUAAUUAUCACGCUAAUCUGUGCAUGCGUUCACUGUGUUUCUUAUCGAGUAUUUUUCCUCCUCGUCUCCCUUUUCGGAUUCAUCUUCGAGGCUGGCUUCUAUUUCAGUUACCUUUUUAAUUUAACUUCCAAAAUAAGUCUCAACUGGCCAUUUGUGGAUUUUAUAACUUCUGCUGUCCUGGCUGGGCUGUCCUUCAUCAACUUUUGCGUUGCUUGCGCAUUUGCCUCUGGUAGACCACAAGAUGGAGCAUCUGCCUUCUUCUGGUUGGUUGCGAUCAUUCUUCUAUGUAUCGAUUUAUAUUACUGUAUGCGAGCUUGGCGAGGAGGUUCAACAAGGAAUGUACCUGCAGGGGCCUCUGGAAACCAAGCUGCAGCCCCUUCGAGUUAUCCAACUUAUCCUAAUACUACCGAUGGCAAUUUGGAAUACGUCAACUAA